AUGGUCCAAAAUAGACAGAUCCAGAUUAAACCAUAAUUAAAAUUUGUCCAGAUGGGUGAACCCAAUUAUAUCCAUGGGCAAUAUUGGACUUAACCACUUGGACAAUGGGCGGUCCAAUAAACUUAAAUGUGUAGGGUUUGGGAAAUUGAGAGAAAACACAAAUCACUUCUUUUUUCUUCCCGUCUCACUCUUGCGAUUUUUCUUUGUGUUUGAUUCUUCUUCUCCGAAUCCUCGUCUUCGAUUCUUCCUCUUCGUGUUCGAUUCUUCUUCCUCGUUUUCGUUCUUCUUCGAUUCUCUUUCGGUUCUUCUUCACCGACUUAUGAUUUCAUCAUCUUUUAAGGUUUGGUUUCGUGAUUUGUGUUAUGGGUUUUCACUAUUAGCUAUUGGUUCGUAUCAUCUACUAAUAUUGUGUUAUGGGUUAUGUAUUAGACGGAUCGGUGAUUUGUGUUCAUAACGAAGCUGGUGGCGAGUUUGGCGACUGUUUCUGUUUCCGCAAGUCAGACGAAAUCAUGGAUCUUUUGAACUUAUCUUGUGUUUUUUAUAACUUUGAAACAUGAAGUUUAAAACAUAAAGUUUAAGUAUAUGGCAUCUUUAAAAUUGAAAACUUAAGAAUCUUUAAAUCUUUAAAACUUAAAUUAUGUUGUUUACAUUAAGUGGGCGCAUGAGCCGCCCAUGGAUAGCCCAACAAAUCAUGGUCUUAUUUGGUUAUGGUCUCAUUUGGAUAUGGUUUUAUUUGGGCUUCGAUCAAAACUGUCCAGCAAAAAAUGAAGCUCAUUCGGACACACCUAAACCCGCCCAGCCCGUCCAUUUGACGUCUCUAUCCCGUCUCCUUCGUAGAUCUUCUGUUUCGGAUUUUGGAAGGAGAAGAGAGCUGCCACACGAUGAUGGAGAAACAACACCAUUGCUGCAUUUACUCGAAGAUGUGACUUCUGUUUGGACUACUAUUGUUGCUAUUGUCCACGCUCUGUGGCUAAUGAUCCGGAUCAGACCCCAAGUGAUUCUUUGCAAUGGUCCUGGGACCUGUAUUCCUCUCUGUGUGAUCGCUUUCCUGUUCAAGGUGCUGGGAAUUAGAUGGUCAUCCAUCUUUUAUGUUGAGAGUGUAGCAAGAGUUAAGAAGCUCUUUUUAAGUGGAUUGCUUCUGUAUAACUUAAGGAUGGCUGAUCAGUUCUUUGUUCAAUGGCCACAACUCCAAAAGAACUACCCUCGUGCUCACUAUGUUGGCUGCCUCAUGUAAAGCUGAUUUUCGGAACACAUAUAUUUUCUACAAAUAACUUUGAAUAGCUACAAAGCGCCUACACUCUCUCUCUCUCUCUCUCUCUUUAUAUACAAGAGUCAUUUUCGACAAUCA
Molecule: messenger RNA, 1348 nt
Organism: Brassica napus (rape)
Lineage: Eukaryota; Viridiplantae; Streptophyta; Magnoliopsida; Brassicales; Brassicaceae
Product: UDP-N-acetylglucosamine transferase subunit ALG14 homolog
Exons: 4
Coding region: 638-1234 (198 amino acids)
Biological process (GO): dolichol-linked oligosaccharide biosynthetic process
Cellular component (GO): UDP-N-acetylglucosamine transferase complex
Source: RefSeq, a predicted model, not a curated record